ACAAGAGCAGCGCACACGGCCCCGCACGAGACAAUGGCGAGGGGGCCCUCACUGUUGUUGAUCACUGAACACAAUUAAAUUUCAGCUGCUUUCGUUUUCGGUCAUUUUCAGUCACUUUCAUUUUUGCCCAUUUUCAAUCAUGUUUCAGUCACUUUUAACCGAGUUGAAGUCAUUUUCAAUCAAUUUCAGUCACGUUUUGUCCAUUUUCGGUCAUUUGUUAACUUUUAAUCACUUAUUCACUGUACGCGGCACGGAAGAUCGAAGUGAGGGACCCUCGGACAAUGGUCAUGAAAAUGUCUCUCAGGUCGGGAAAUGGAAACGGUAGAAAUUGGCCGCGCUGGCGGGUCCUCUUGCUGACACUGUCUGUGGUCUCCAGGGUUCCCCUCCGCCGGUGGCCCGCUCGCCCGGCCCUUGGCCCGGCCCUGGAUGCUUGUUAGAGUCCCUCACUGAUGUCUGAUUCGCUUUUUUGCUCUCUUGUUUGCAGCAGAGACGGCAGCCGAGCUGAGCUGGAUGAUGACGCUGGCCGUGGUGUCGCUGCUGUCGGCGGCCAUCGGCGCGGCCGUCAUGGUCACCGUGCUGCACUGCAGGUCGCGGCUGGCGGGGUUUGGUUCCGCAGGACUGUGCACCCUGUGCGUGGGGCGCUCGCACGCGGGACGAGUGUCGGCGCCGACCAGCCCGCUGGCCGGCGGGGGUGUGGUUGUCGGCGGCGAGGACAAGGAGGCCGGGGUGGGCCCCACGCCACUGAGCCCCCAGGACGUGUCCGGGCCGCUGCUGGCGCUGUGGAGGGGCCGCGGCCGGUCGGGGGUGGGCGCCCAGUGGCCGUGGAGGCGGCGCGAGGCCCCUGCCGGCGGCCCCACCUGCAAGGGCCCCGCCCCGGAGAACCACUACACCUUGGAGGAGCUGGCCUACUCGGGCGGCGCUAGCGACGAGGCGCUGUACGCCGAGCUGGACCGGCCGAGCCUGGGCGGACGCGGCGCCUACCAGUACCAGAACGCGGCGCCCCUCGCGGGCGUGUCGCCGCCCUGCCACUGCGGCCAGGGCCUCCAGGUCGCCGCCCCGGGCAGCCCGCUGGCGCAGCUCGCCGCGCCCGACACGCCGUCGGCGCCCUCGUCGGCGUACUACUCGGACCUGUCGGCGCCCGACCGCACCUACGAGGCCGUGGGCGUGGGCAUGCCCUGCCUCAGCCUGCAGGUCAACCCGCACUGGGAGGCGGCGGCCGCGGCCGCGGAGGCUGCGCGCCGGCGGCAGCUGGCGCACCAGCACCUGCAGCGCCAGUUCCAGCAGCUGCAGCACAUCCAGAUGCCGGCGCAGCAGCUGCAGCAGCUGCAGCAGCUCGCGCCCAACGACAGCGCCGUGCCCUCAGACUACGUCUGACGGUCCGCCCCCCGGCGCCAGCAGCAGCGGAGGGGGCAGAGGGGGUCGCGGGCUGACGGACGCCAGAGACAAUGUCGCGGGCCGUCGCCGGACGCCCCGGAGGCCUCGGAGGGACGCUGACUGACAAGGAUGGACGCCCCGAUCAGCUCCGAGUCGAGUGCUGGUCGGACGAACCCGGGCUCCGGGCCUGGGAAUAUUUGUGAUAUGUAAACGAGUGGGAUGGACUCCCUCUCGCCUGCUUGUUAGAAAAGGACUGCAACGCCCCGCCACGCCCCGCCACGCCCCGCCCUGACUCACAAUUAAAGUGCAGCCCUGCCAGGGGACUCGCGGGGACAGACAAGGGCAGCGCCUGUGCCUGGCCGAAGGAACAAUUGUGCUUGUGCAUUCCCUCGAGCGGCCCGGCCGGCUGCGCUGCGCUGCGCCUGACCACGACCGUGUUGUGUUGGAGAGGGACGAGGAACGCAAUCAAGGGCCGUGGCUGCGCUGCAAGUGAUGGGUGCAUGCCCCGUCUCUCUCUCUCUCUCUUUUUCUCUCUCUCCCUCGCUUACUCUCUCACUCCCUCUGCCUCUCCCAGCGCAGCCGGAGAGAGGGAGAGGGAGUGACCGGCCGCAAGCGCAUUGUUUCAAACGUUUCAAACGCGGCCGCAGCCGUGUGCACGCCUUGCUGUUGAGCGCAGCGCCGUGUCGGGGCGACUUGUGCAUUUAAAUGGUGUGUGUGUGUGCGGUUCAGUUUUCAAUUUCGGACAUGUCGCCGUUUGUUUACUCAUUGGUCAAGCUAUAAAUUACUUUCUCUGUUCAGUAUUAAUAGUUAGAACGCAGUAGGUGUCUGACAUCUGAAACAUUCCAUUGUAGGGAAUUAAAAUAUGUUUAUUGCACAUCUUUAACCGGCUGUUAAGACUGUUUCUUUACCAAUUUUGGCUUCAUUGUAAUCUGUAUAACAUUCUCAUCAUGCGCCAUACUAAAUAUUGAAAUUUGUCACACCUUUUCAUUAUAACAUGCCCUGCCUAAGUCAUUCUAAUCCCUUUGUGAAGAAUAUGAACAUAAAUAUAAGUAGUCUGAAAUAUUUGUAUAUAAUGUAUGUUGUUGUCUAUGUAGUAUCUACAUAGCUUGUGUAAAUGUACCAUGUUAAAUUUGUGUACAGUUUGAAAAAGAGAUCUAGAUAUAUUAUAGAUGUUUACGUCCUAUGGACGGCUUGAUUUACUGUUUUGUCCGUUUUGUUGUUGUUUUUUUAUAUGUGAUUCAAGCCAUGGGUACAGGAAGUUCCAAGAAGAAGAAGAAAGAAAAUAUAUGUAACUUGACAUAUUUACAUUUGACAUUUGACUUGCUGUACUAUUGGUUUGAAUUAAAAUUGGCUGUGAUGUAUUAAAAAAU
Frankliniella occidentalis (western flower thrips) is the source of this 2744-nucleotide messenger RNA. RefSeq lists its product as uncharacterized. Bases 511 to 1374 code for a protein of 287 amino acids. The transcript is spliced from 2 exons. Lineage: Eukaryota; Metazoa; Arthropoda; Insecta; Thysanoptera; Thripidae. The record is from RefSeq and is a predicted model, not a curated record.